AUGAAGUGGCUCCUGCUCCUCAGUCUUGUGGCUCUUUCAGAAUGCAUCUUCAAGAUCCCCCUGAAGAAAAUGAAGUCCUGGAGGGAUAACCUGAGAGAGAGGGGCCUGCUGAAGGAUUUUCUGGAGAAAUCUCCCAUGAACCUGACAGCCAAGUAUUUUCCUCAAAAGAGCAUGAACGCGACCCUCCAGGAGUCGCUGGUGAACUACCUGGAUAUUGAGUACCAUGGCACCAUUGGCAUCGGGACACCCCCUCAGGAGUUCAAAGUCGUCUUUGAUACCGGCUCUGCCAACUUCUGGGUACCCUCCGUCCUGUGCUACAGUCCUGCCUGCCACUACCACCCCCGCUUUGACCCUCAGCAGUCCUCCAGCUUCAAGGCCACCCAACAGACAUUCUCCAUCGCCUAUGGCACCGGCAGCAUGACAGGUGUCCUCGCAUAUGACACCGUGAAGAUAGGGGAUAUUGAAGACACCAACCAGAUCUUUGGGUUGAGCCAGACUGAGUCUAACACCUUCCUGGCUUUCACCACCUUCGAUGGGAUCCUAGGGAUGGCGUACCCAGAAAUUUCUGAGGCUGGAGCCACUCCCGUGUUUGACAACCUGUGGAACCAGCGUUUGAUUUCCAAGAAUGUCUUCGCUUUCUAUCUGAGCUCCAAUGAGAAGAAUGGCAGCGUUUUGAUGUUUGGGGGAAUUGAUUCCUCUUAUUACUCAGGAAGUAUCAGCUGGAUCCCUCUGUCUUCCAAGGGUUACUGGCAGAUCACAAUGACAAGCAUCACCAUGAAUGGAACCGUCGUCGCUUGUGAUGGGGGCUGCCAGGCUAUCGUGGACUCUGGCACCUCACUGAUAAUUGGCCCUUAUAAUGAAAUCGACAGCAUCCAGGCUGCCAUAGGAGCCAUACAGAAUGCCAACGGCGAGAUGGAAGUCAACUGUUCUUCUAUCAGUGAUCUGCCACCAAUCACCUUCAACAUCAAUGGAGAAGAGUUCCCAGUGCCCACUAAGGGCUACAUCAAGCAGAAGAGCAGCAGCUGCACCAGUGGCUUCUCAGUCACAGACUUGAACCUGUGGAUCCUUGGGGAUGUCUUUAUGCGCCAGUACUUCACCAUCUUCGACAGAGAAAAUGACCGGGUUGGCCUGGCCACCCCGGCCAAAUGA
Molecule: messenger RNA, 1149 nt
Organism: Dromiciops gliroides (monito del monte)
Lineage: Eukaryota; Metazoa; Chordata; Mammalia; Microbiotheria; Microbiotheriidae
Product: pepsin A-like
Exons: 9
Coding region: 1-1149 (382 amino acids)
Biological process (GO): proteolysis
Molecular function (GO): aspartic-type endopeptidase activity
Source: RefSeq, a predicted model, not a curated record